AUGGGUUUUAAAGUAAAUAAAAAUUUAAAUGAAACAAAUGACAAUAGUGAUAAUGAUGUUGCAAUUAUUGGUAUUGGAUUUAGAUUACCAUCAGGUAAUUUAAAUAAAUCAAAUGAUUCUCCAAUUAUUUUAUGGGAUAAUUUAAUGAAAGGAUUUGAUGGUAUGGUUGAAACAUCAGAAAGAUGGAGUGAUAAUUUCAAUCAACUUGGUGAAAUUUCAAAUAAAAGUGGUGGAUUAUUACCAUUAGAUGAAUGGAAAUCAUUUGAUCCAUUAUUUUUCGGUAUUAACCCAUCAGAAGCUCAAACAAUUGAUCCUCAACAAAGAAUACUAUUAAAAUGUACAUGGGAGGCAAUAGAGGAUUCAAAUAUUGAUCCAAUUAAAAUUCGUGGUUCAAAAACAUCAGUUUACAUGGGUGGUACUUCUGUUGAAUAUAAAGAAUUAAAUAAGAAUUCAAAUGAAAUUAAUCCAAAUAUUUUUGGUUCAACAUUUAAUACAAUUGCGAAUCGUAUUUCAUAUUGUUUUGAUCUUAGUGGUGAGUCUAUGACAUUAGAUACUGCUUGUUCAUCAUCUUUAAAUGCAAUUAUCUUAGGUUAUCAAUCAAUUAAAAGUGGUACUUCCAAUUUAUCAAUUGUUGGUGGUGUUAAUUUAAUAUUAGAUUCAAAUUUAUCAAAAUCUUAUUCUUAUUUAAAUAUGUUAAGUAAGAAAGAAGGUAAAUGUAUGUCAUUUGAUUCACGUGCAGAUGGAUUCGUUAGAAGUGAGGGUGCUGGUGUAUUUAUAUUAAAAAGUUUAAAACAAUCAAUAAUUGAUGGUAAUAAUAUUUAUUGCGUUAUUAAAGGAGCAAGUUCAAAUAUUGAUGGUAAUGGUUUAAAUGAUAAACAAAACUUUUAUUCACCAUCAUCAUCUUCACAAGCUGAAAAUAUUAAUAGAGCACUAUCAUCAACUAAAGGAUCUGUAAAAAUUGAUGAUAUUGUUUAUGUAGAAGCACAUGGUACUGGUACACCAACUGGUGAUCCAAUUGAGUUAGAAGCAAUUUCAAGAGUUUUCAAAACCAAUAAUAAUGAUAAUAAUAAUCAACAACACCAAAAUCCAAUAUUAAUUGGAUCAUUUAAAAGUUCCGUUGGUCAUUUAGAAUCAGCCUCAGGUUCAGCAUCAUUAGUAAAAUGUUGUUUAAUGUUUAAAAAUCAAUAUUUAACACCCAAUGUUAAUUUCAAAACACCAAAUCCAUCAAUUAAAUUUGAUGAAUGGAAUUUAAAAGUUGUUACAGAACCAAUACAAUUUAAAGAUGUAAAGAAAUCAAACAACUUUUCAAUGAUUUUAAAUAAUUUUGGUAUCACUGGUUCAAAUUGUUGUUUAAUUUUAUCACAAUACAAUGGAAACCAUAAUGAUGAACAGGAAAAUCAACAACAACAACAACAACAAGGAAAACAAUAUUUAAUUCCAUUUUCAGCAAAUUCAAUACAAUCAUUAAAACAAUAUGAAUCAUUAAUUAAUGAAAAUCAAUUUAAAGAAUCAAAUGAUUUUAAAGAAUUUGUUAAACAUCAAAUAUAUAGUAAAUCAAUAUCACUUUAUCAACGUUCGGUUUCAAUAGCAUCAAAUUGGAAUGAUUUUAAUGAAGGCAUGAAAUCAACAAAUAACAACAAUAAUAAAACACAAACAUCAAAUUCAAAAUCAUCAAAUAUUUCAAUAAUUCCAAAGAAUCCAAUCACUGUAAUGGUAUUUGCAGGACAAGGUUCACAAUAUAGUACAAUGGCAAUGGAAUUAUAUAAUAAUGAACCAAUAUUUAAAGAAUCAAUGGAUAGAUUAGAUAAUAGAUUAUUAAGAUAUUAUGGAUACUCUGUAUUGGAGAAAUUUAGAUCAAGCUGUGAUAGUGAUAGUAUUCAUUAUCCAACAAUUGCUCAACCAUCAAUGUGUAUGCUAACCAUAUCAUUAUUCGAAUUAUAUAAACAUUGGGGUAUUGAAACAUCAUUUAUUAUUGGUCAUAGUUUAGGUGAAAUUCCAGCUGCUUAUUGCUCAGGUAUGAUUUCAUUAGAUACUUUAUGUUUUUUGAUUUAUCAUAGAUCAGUUGCACAAACUCAUACACAUCGUAAUGGUAGAAUGUUAUCAAUUAAUAUUAGUCCUGAAGAAUAUAAUUCAAAUUAUUCAUUAAAAUACCCAAAAGUUGAAAUUGCAUGUUAUAAUUCACCAACUUCGAUUGUACUUGGUGGUGAAGAAACAAUAUUAAAUCAAAUAUCAAAUGAUUUAAAAGAAAAAGGAAUAUUCUCAGCGAUGUUAGGUUCACUAUCAUCAUUCCAUACAUCAAGCCAAAGAAUUAUUAAAGACCAAGUCAUUGAUUUAAAUAUUGAAUGUAAAUUAGCAAAAAUUCCAUCAUUUUCAACAGUUACAACCAAUUUAUUCAAUGAAACGACAUUAUUCAAUUCAGAAUAUAUUUUUAAUAAUAUGGCUCUACCAGUUAAAUUUUCACAAUCAAUUUCAAAUCUAUUUAAACAUAUUGAAAUAAAUAAUUUAGGAAGUGAUAUUGUUUUCAUUGAAUUAGCACCACAUCCAACAUUACAAUUUUAUUUAAAACAAAUGGCAUCAUCAUAUGAAAAAGUCAAUUCAAAUUUAAAAAUAUCAACAUAUUCACCACUUCACAAGAAAAAGAAUGAUAUCGAAGAGAUUCAAAAAACAAUUUCACAACUUUAUUGUAAUAAUGGGUACAGUAUUAAUUUUAAAUCACAAUUUAAUAAUGAUUUUAAAAUUAAUAAAAUCAAUUCAAUAUUACCAAAUUAUCAAUGGGAAGAUGUAAUUCACUGGAGAGAAGAUUUAAUUCAUCAAAAACAUAAUACUCAAGGACCACCAAUUGAUCAACUUGGUUUAUCAUUAAUUGAAAGUUCACCAAAUUUAAAAUCAUAUCAAACAUUUAUUGAUAUUUCUAGAAAACCAUUCCAAUAUCUUAAAGGUCAUUUUGUGAAUGGCAAAUAUUAUUUCCCAGGUUGUGGUUAUAUUGAUAAUCUUUUAAAAAUUUAUGGUUCACAAGAUUUUACAAUUGCUUCAAUGGAAUUUAAAUCACCAUUAAUUUUUACGGAAGGUGUUAGUCAAUGUUUACAAACAAACAUUUUCCAAACUGGUAAAUCAGAAUUCAGAGUUAACUAUCAUUUUAAAGAUACAAAAUCAAAUGAAUGGAUACAAUCAUCAGUUGCUCAUUUCCAAUUAUUUAAUAAUAAUAAUAAUAAUAAUAAUAAUAAUAAUAAUAAUAAUAAUAAUAAUAAUAAUAAUAAUAAUGAUAGUGACGAUGGAAAUAGUACCAAUAAAAAAUAUAAUAUUGAAGAUAUUAUAAAUAAUAAAUGCAAUUUCACAAAAUUAUCAAACAAUGAACUUUAUGAAAAUAUUAAAUCAAAAACUGGUAUAUAUUAUACUGGAGAAUUUAAAACAGUAUCAAACCUUUAUGUGGGUGAAAAUUGUUCAUUAGCAGAAAUACCAAUAACAAUUAAAUCUUAUGAAUCAUCAUUUUUCUCACCAUCAAUAUUAGAUACUUGUUUACAUGGUACAAUUGGAUUAAUUGAUGAAAAAUCUCAAAUUGUAUUUGAAAGAGUUGAAGGAUUCGAAUACCAUUCUUCAAAUAUUCCAUCACAAAAUGAAUUAUCAUCAUUAAAACAUACAAAGCUAUAUUCAUUAACAGAAUCAUUCAAAAGGGUUGGAGAUUCAUAUUCAAGUUCAAUUACAGUUAUGUUGGAGGAUGGUAGAGUUUUAAUUGAAUUUAAAAAGGUUGUAUGUAAAUCUUUAACUAAUGUUAUUGAUUCAUUAAUAAUACAAUCACCAUUAAAUGAAUUAUAUUCAACAUGUAUGCAAACAAUUGAUUCACCAAUUCAACCUUCUUUAUCAUCAUCAUCAUUGAUACAACUACUUGGCAACACCAAUGAAAAAGUUAAAAUUAAUUAUAGUCAAUUCAUUUCAAAUCAAUUGUAUUACAAUAUAAUUAAAAGAUGUCCACAACUUAAUAUUGAAACAAUCAAAUCAAAGAAUAUUGAACAGUUAAAAGAAAGUUACAACUCUUUAAAUACUAAAUAUUCAAAAUUAUUCAAAUCAGUAUUUGAAACAAUUCAAUCGAUUGGUAUAAAUAAUGAAGAUAAUAGUGAAUUUAAUGAAACAAACAUUCAGCAUUAUAAAAUCUUAUUGAAAUCAACUAGAAUAAUUGCAAAAUUAUUAUUCCCAUUAAAAGAUGAUGAUUUAAGUAAGGAUACAGGACAAUCAUUAUUUGAAAAUGGAAUUUUAGAUGAAUUCAAUUCAAAUUAUUUUAAUAAUAAUAAUCAAGUUAUUAGCAACAUAAUUAAAGAAUCACUUUUACCAAUAUUAAAUGAAAAGAUGGUAUUCAGAAUAUUUGGAUUUGGAGGUUUUGGAUCAUCAUUAUCAUCAGUUGUUUUAAAUAAAAUCAAUGAAUUACUUCAAGAAUUUCCAAAUAGCGAAAUUGAUAUAGAAUUCACUCAUGCUGAUAUUUCAUCAUCAUCAUCUUCUUUUGGUAGUAGUACACCAAAUUUCAAACCAAAUUUCCCACAAAUAAAUGAAAAAGUUCAUAUAAUUUAUAAAUCAUUAGAUCUUGAAAAACAAUUAUCAAGUGAACAAAUGAUUAAACCAUCAUAUUAUGAUUUUGUAAUCAUGUCAAAUGUUUUACAUUUUACAAAAGAUGUUAAAUCGGUAUUGGAUCAAAUCCAUCAAAUUUUAAAACCAAAUGGCCAAAUUAUAUUAGUAGAACCUAUUAAUAAAUCAAUUUUACUUGAUAAUAUAUUUGGUAUUUUCGAUCAAUGGUGGAGUUUUACAGAUUUAAAUAUUAGAAGAAAUGAUUGUUAUAUUUCAAAAGAUACUUGGAAUAGCUUACUAUUAGAUUGUAAUUUUGAUAAUAGUAAAGUUUUAAUUUCAACAAAAGAAAUUUCAAACUUUUAUAUAAUUCAAACUCAAAAACCUUCAAUUUCAAAUUUAAAUACAAAUUCAACUACAAAUGGUGAUACAGUUAUAAUCUAUGGUGAUGAAUUAAAAUUUAUAAGUUCUGAUAGUAAUAAAGAAAUUAAAAUUUCAAAUAUUCAACAAUUUAAUGAAUUAAUUGAAAAAUCAAUAAUAACAGAUGAAUCAAUUAUUUACUUUACAAAAUCAACAAAUCAAUUAACAGUAGAUAAUUUCAAAUUAGUAACAUUGGAAUAUAUUCAAAUCAAUCAAAAACUAUUAUCAAAUAAUUUAAAAUGUAAACAUGUAUUGAUUACAUUAAAUUCUGACAAUAUGAAUUAUUUAUCAGCAUCAUUAAUAGGAGCAACUAGAUAUUUUGAAGAAUUUCCACAAUUAAAUUUAUUCAAUUUAGAUUUCGAUCAAAAUUCAAUAAAUAAUAAUGAAUUAGAAAAAACAAUUAAAUUGUUAUUAGAUUCAAACCAAUUCAUUCAAAAAGAAUUCUUUAUAAAGAAUAGUAAAGUUUAUUACGAAAGAUAUAAGAGAGAAUUGAAUUUAAAUAAUUUCUUUAAAGAAUCCCAAUCAUUUUCAAAUGAAAAGAACCAAUUAUACGCAAAAUUAUCACCAAAUUUAGAAUAUAUUUUAAAAUCAAAAAAGGUUAUAAAAGAUGAUGAAAUUGAAGUAGAAGUAAAAGCAACAGGUAUUAAUUAUAAAGAUUAUUUAAUUUAUUGUGGAUUAGUAUCAGCUGAAUCAAUUAAUCGUUAUGGUGAUGUUAAUAAUCCUGAAUUUGGUAUUGAAUACUCUGGUAUUAUUUCACGUAUUGGUAAUAAUAUAACAAAUUUUGAAAUUGGUGACCAAGUUUAUGGUAUGGGAUUAGAUACAAUUUCAACUCAUGUAAUUGUAAAUCCAAACUAUUGUUAUCAUAAACCAACAAAUAUCAGUUUUCAAGAAGCAGCAUCAAUACCAUGUGUUUAUUUAACAUCAUUAUGCUCAAUAUUUAAUAUUGGAUGUUUAAGUGUUAGUGGUAAUGAAUCAAUUUUAAUUCAUUCAGGUACAGGUGGUGUAGGAUUAUCAGCAUUGAAUAUAUUAAAAUGGAAAGGUCAUAAAUCUCAUGUAUUUGUAACAGUAGGUUCAAAAGAAAAAGAAAAAUACCUACUAGAUACAUAUGGUGAUUUUAUAACUGGAAUUUAUUCAACAAGAAAUAAAAAUUAUGUUGAACAAAUUAAAUUAAAAUUAAAACAAUUAGGAUCAAAUAAGAAUGGUGUAGAUUUAAUAUUGAAUACAUUAUCAAGUGAUUAUAUGGAAUCAAAUUUCAAAUGUUUAAAUACAAGUGGUAGAAUUGUAGAUUUAUCUGUGACUCAUUUAAAUCAUAAUGAAUAUAUUAAUAAUAAUAAUUUUAAAUUCAAUUUUGGUUAUCAUAAUUUUGAAUUAACAUUUAUUAAUAAAUUUUUAAUUCAAAAAUCAUUAAAGAAAAUUAAAAUUGGAAUUGAAAGCGGUGAAUUAAAAUUAAUACCAAUAACUGCAUAUUCAAACUCAAAUGCAAAAGAAGCAAUUGAAUUUAUUAAUCAACGUAAACAUAUUGGUAAAAUAGUUUUAAAUAAUGAUAAUGAUAUUUUAGAUUCAUUAUUUAAUAAUCUUUCAAAUGAAAGAAAUUCAAAAUUUACAACUCUUAAACCAAAUUAUCAAAUAAAUAAAGACCAUUUGGGUUCAAAUAUAAUAGUUACAGGUCAAUCUGGUAUAAUUUUAGAGAUUUUAAAAUGGAUUGUUAAAUUUUCAGAAAAUGUUAAAAAUAUUAUUAUAUUAUCAAAAUCAUCUAUGAAAUGGGGUUUGGAAUUAUUAAUUAAAAAGAAUAAACAUAUAAAUUUCAAUUUUAAGAGUAUUGAUAUUGGUGAUUCAAAUCAAGUUGAUAAAUCAAUUGAUGAAAUUUUAAAUGAAAAUUCAAUAACAAAUAUUGAUUCAAUUUUUCAUUUUGCAUUCGAACAUACUAUAUGUGAUGUAAAUGAUAUUGAAAUUAAUCAUUUGACCAAAUCUCAUGGUGCAAAAACAAUGGGUGCAAUUAAUUUACAUAAUCAAUCAAUUAAAAGAAAUUGGAAAUUAAAACAAUUUAUUUUAUCAUCAUCAGUAACAUCGAUGAUUGGUUCAACUGAUCAAUGUACAUAUGUUUGUUCUAAUAGAUUAUUGGAUUCAUUAUCAAAGUAUAGAAAUUCUAUUGGAUUACCUUCAAUAUGUACAAACUAUGGGUCAGUACAAUCUGCAGGUAUUGUUUCAAGAAAUAAAUCUAUUGAAAAAUUAUUAGAUGCUCAAGGUUUAGAUCCAUUAUCAAUUAAUAUGAUAUUAGGUUCAUUAGAUUCACAAAUUCAAAAUGUAAACAAAUCAACAAAUUUAAUGGUAUCACCGUUCAAUUUUAAUAAUUUCUUUGAAACUUUUAAAAAUCAUUCAAUGAUUCAUAAAUUUGAUUUCAUUACAAAUCUUUUAGAAAAUAAUAAAUCAAAAAAUAGUAAUAAUGGUAAUACAGAAGGAGAAUCAAAUAUUGAUACAUUAUUUUUAAAUAAAGUUUCAGAAUUAUUAUCAAUGGAAUUACCAAAGAUUAAUCAGGAUUUGAAGUUGGUGGAGUAUGGUUCAGAUUCAUUAUUAAUUGUUCAAUUAAAAAAUUGGAUAGAUAAAGAAAUCUUUCCAAAUUUAAUUACAAUUCAACAACUUCAAACUAAUACAAUUUCAUCAUCAAUUAAAAUCAUUACAAAUCAAUUUAAUUCUAAAUCAACUGAUGGUAGAAAAAAACAAAAACAAAAUGGAAUUAAUGUUUCAUCAAAUAAAUCAUCAUUACCAACUUUAGAAUUUUGGAAAAAUGAAACUAAACUUGAUGAAGAAGAAUUUAAUUUUAUAUUAGAUUCUUCAACCAAAUCAAAAAUAAAUCAUAAAGAUCAAUUAAAAGAUAAUGAAAAAAGAAUUCUUUUAACUGGUAGUACUGGAUUUUUAGGUGCAUACCUACUUUGGCAUUUAAUUCAAAUGGACAAUUGUAAAAUUGUUUAUUGUUUAUUAAGAAACAAAAAACUAUUUAAUAAUCCAUUAAAUGAUAUAAUAGAUAAUUUAAAACAUCAUCAAUUAUAUGAUAAACAAUUAAAUGAAAGUCAUUUAUCAAAAAUUGUUGCAGUUGUAGGUGAUUUAUCAAAAAUUAAAUUUGGUUUAUCAGAUGAUAAUUAUUCAUUACUUUCAAAUGAUACAAAUUUAUUAUUAAAUUGUGGUGCUGAUAUUAAUUUAUCAUCAAAUUAUGAAGAGUCAAAACAAGUAAAUGUAGUUGGUACAAAAGAAAUGAUAAAAAUAUCAUUAAUUGGUAAUAUAAAACCAAAACCAAUUAUUACAAUCUCAUCAUUUUCAGUAUUUUAUAAUCAAAAGUUAAAUCAAGAGUUUGAUGAAUCAAUUGUUACACCAAAACUUGAAACGAUUAAUGAUUUACCAGCAGGUUAUAUUCAAAGUAAAGUUAUUUCAGAAAUUAUAUUAACAGAAGCAUCAUCAAGAUUCAAUAUACCAUCAGCAAUAAUCAGAGCACCAAGUAUUUUCUCAAAUCCUGAAACUGGUAUUGGUCAUAGUGCUGAUAUCAUUCAAUUAAUGUUACAAUCUUGCUUUAAAUUAGGUUAUUACCCAAGUGGUAAUGGAGUUGAUUUUGAUCUUCUUUGUUCACCAAUAACAUGGGUCGCUGAUAAUACUAUUAAAAUUAUUUUUAAUGAUAAUAUUAUUAACAACAAAGAACCUCAACAAUUAACAUCACCAUUAAAACCAAAUAUUUACAGUGUAUAUGGAAAAGUUUUAGAUUUAUUUGAGAUUUUACAAGUAUUAAAGAGUGAUGAAGGUGGCAAUUGUAAAGAAAUUGAAAUUAAUCAAUGGAAGCAAAUGGUAAUGGAUUCAAAAGAAAAAGCAUGUAUUAAAUUAAGAACUUUUCACACUUUACAAUUUGAUGGUAGAAAUAUUUUAAAUAAAGGUCAUGGAAUUUCAAAUAAACAAAAAUCAUAUCUACAAUCAAUUGGAUCUUUUGGAAAUGGUGGUGAAAUCACUAAUCAAAUGAUAUUCAAGAAUGUUCAAUCAAAUAAUUAA
Dictyostelium discoideum AX4 is the source of this 9000-nucleotide messenger RNA. RefSeq lists its product as hypothetical. Gene Ontology annotation, cellular component: membrane. Gene Ontology annotation, biological process: fatty acid biosynthetic process. The transcript has 2 exons. Gene Ontology annotation, molecular function: acyltransferase activity; transferase activity; 3-oxoacyl-[acyl-carrier-protein] synthase activity. NCBI's taxonomy places the organism in Eukaryota, Evosea, Eumycetozoa, Dictyosteliales, Dictyosteliaceae. The record is from RefSeq and is a predicted model, not a curated record. Bases 1 to 9000 code for a protein of 2999 amino acids.